This is a messenger RNA of Sclerotinia borealis F-4128, 1152 nucleotides long. The record is from the annotation of a GenBank genome assembly. Lineage: Eukaryota; Fungi; Ascomycota; Leotiomycetes; Helotiales; Sclerotiniaceae.
AUGCAUUCACUCUUAGUUUGGGCCGCCGCUGUGCUUUUGCCCUUGGCUUAUGGAGCAGGCGUCACUGGAUCUGCUUCAGGUGCUGCUCAUGGAGUAAGUGGUGGUGGAAGUUCUAGCCCCGUUACGCCUACCACAACUGCCCAAUUGAUCUCGUAUCUUACAGAUUCAUCAGCACGCGUUAUCCUCAUUACUAAAACAUUCGAUUUCCGCGGUACUUUGGGAACUACAACGGCAACUGGAUGCGUGCCCACUAGCAAUACAUGUGGAUCUAAAGGACAAAAUGCUAUUAAUGCAAAUGGCUGGUGUGGAACUGCUCCCGCAACUUCAGUCAAAUACGACCUUGCCGGCACCACCCCAAUUUAUGUUAAGAGCAACAAAAGUAUUGUUGGUGUAGGCAGCGCAGGUGUUAUCAUUGGUCGAGGUUUAUAUCUAAAGGGUGUUACGAACGUCAUCAUCCAAAACGUUCAUAUUACCAACCUUAACCCUUCAUUGAUUUGGGGUGGUGAUGCUAUUACCUUGGUAGGAACAGACUUGGUCUGGAUUGACCAUUGUAAAAUCUCACUCAUCGGCCGGCAAAUGAUUGUCACUGGAUACGAUGCUGCCGGAAGACUCACAAUUUCUAACAAUGAACUCGAUGGUAAAACUUCAUGGUCCUCAAGUUGCAACGGCGAACACUAUUGGACAAUGCUCUUCUACGGAGCCGCAGAUUAUGUUACACUCUCAAACAACUACAUUCAUCAUUGCUCUGGUCGUGCGCCAAAGGUUGGAGGGUCCGGUACUAUUACCAUGCACGCUGUGAACAAUUACUUCUACAACAUUGGAGGUCAUGAUUUCGACGUUGGCGCAGGCGGUGCCGUUUUGCUAGAGGGCAAUUACUUCCAAUCCGUCACAAGCCCCAUCACCGCCGCUUCUGCUACGGCCGGAGGAUCUAUCUUCAACACAUAUGCUGGAACCGAAUCAACUUGUACCGCAUAUCUUGGUCGUGCCUGUGUGGCCAAUGCACUAACAAGUUCGGGAGUAUGGCGCGGGUAUGGUACAAGCAAUUUCUUGACCACAAUCCAGGCCAAGGAAAGUGGCCAUGUGCCUACUGCUAUGGCUGCUUCGCUUGUGCCUACUUAUGUGGUGGCUCAUGCUGGUAUUGGAAAGCUUUAA